Molecule: messenger RNA, 802 nt
Organism: Drosophila erecta
Lineage: Eukaryota; Metazoa; Arthropoda; Insecta; Diptera; Drosophilidae
Exons: 2
Coding region: 94-792 (232 amino acids)
Source: RefSeq, a predicted model, not a curated record
CCGGUUGCCACACCUUUUUUUCCCAGUCUGUCUUCGCGACAAACACUUUUACUGAGUCGUGUGAUACGAGUCGAUCUUCAAGCCACAAUCAGGAUGUCAAAACGAAACGUUCAGAAAGACAAAGAGCAGUGCCUUCGUUGCCUGCACUGCAUGAAAGUGAUCCGAUGUUCCCGUUUCGAUACCGGUGCUCUAUUGCAUCACAUCGAAGAGGAGCAUCCGGAUUUAUUUGCGGUGGCCAGUUCCAGGAUCAGAAAUAUUUACAAACUCACCUCGGAUCGGAGCAGCGGCGAAAGCCUGUCGCAUAUCAGAAACCUAUCGAGUCUAUCGCAAACCGAACUUAACGCAGCAGAUUCGGAUCAAUGUAAGAACAAAAGGAGGGUCUCUCGCGAUAGCCUGGCCAAAAAAACAUCGACUGCCAAGUGCAAUGUGGACCAAUGUCCAAGCUCUAAGGACAAGAACACAUGUCCAAAACCCAAAACCAAUAAGCCAUCAUUACCGUGUCCGCACAACAACAUGGAGGCCUUUCGAAAGAUGGCCUAUAAAUCCUCCGUUAGGCGAUGGUGUGCCGUGGACGGCAGUCUUUUCUGUCCCUGUUGCGGAUAUAAGAAGCGUCCAGUAAUCAAAUGCGCAUCGGAUUUGAAUUCCGGAUGGUGCUCGUGGUCCUUUUGCUUUCUGCCUUGUCUGAUGUCCUCGGAUAAUAGAGAGUACCUAUACUGCUGCCACUGCAACACCUUUUUAGGCGUCUACGAUCGCGAGAAAAAUAGUGUUAGGCCCAACAAGGAGUAUGCCUAAAAUCACAAUU